GAUCGAUACGUCGGCCAGAAGUCGACGUUUCGAAACGUGGUAGUCAAGACUUUGUUUGACGUUUACAUCCAUACGCCGUUCGGCGUCGUCCCCGGCUUUUACCUCGUGACUGGUACGUUCAAGGGCGACAGCCUCACGCGGAUCCACGCCCAGCUCCAGCGUGAAUGGGUGGAAGCAUCCCUUGGCUCCUCCUUGUUUUGGACGCCUGCACAAGUCGUCAAUUUCUGGCUCGUUCCGCAGCCUUUCAAGAUCGCCUACGUUUCGGUUCUCUCCUUUGCCCACAAGACCUGGAUGUCCUGGGUGUCCAACAGGGACCGCUAUGCCCUCCGCUCCGGGAGUGCACCUCUUCUUCCAGGUCCAUAUGCAGUGGCCUAG
This is a messenger RNA of Symbiodinium necroappetens, 375 nucleotides long. The record is from the annotation of a GenBank genome assembly. NCBI's taxonomy places the organism in Eukaryota, Dinophyceae, Suessiales, Symbiodiniaceae.